CGUGCCAAUCGCCGAGGGUUUCCGCUUACGUGCGUAUCACUCAUCCACUCGUCAUUACACAGUACCGAGUCAUCCAUCCCUAUCACUGGACCGGAUUCUAAUGACCAGCAGAGGCAUUCACGCCUUGAUACUGCGUGCUUAUGUAGGGUUUGUCUCCAGUCCUCGGCGGAUUUCUACGGUUCAAGUUUGAGAGUUGGCAGUUUACCAGAACGUGGCGCUCCUGAAGUUUGCUGAAGCCUGGAAUCAUGAUGAGAAGGUAGGGUCUGAGUCCCCGGCAAGGUGAGACUGUACAGUCCGGUGGAACAGCCUUGAGUCUUUUCCGCGCGCCGCCACAUGAUGGGCACGAUAGCGGACUCGGGAGAGGGUACGGACCAGGUGAACGGGUAUGGGGGAGGGAAGGAGCCGGGAGGUGAGCACGGCGCCCCGCUGACACAGGAACAGGUCCUCGGCAUCAAGGAGACCUGGGCAGUCCUGGCGCAGGACCCGGUCGAGAGGGGGGCAGACCUCUUCAUGAAGAUAUUUGAGGAGGACCCGGAACUGAAGAAACUCUUCUACUUCGCGGACGAGGGCCGGGAGUUGAGCCGGGACGACCAGCGGAUGCGGUCUCACGGCGAGCGGGUGAUGGAGGCGGUGGGCGCCGCGGUGGACAGCCUGGAGGACCUGGCUGCCGUCGUGCCCGUGCUGACCGAGCUCGGGGCGCUGCACCACAAGUACGGCGUGCAGCCCAGCUACUUCGACACUGUAGGAGCGGCUUUGAUAUACACACUGGAGACCAACCUGGGCGACAAGCUGACUCCCCACAUCAGACAGGGCUGGGUGCUGGUGUACGGCAUUGUGGGAGCCACCAUGAAGAAAGGAAUGCAGCGGGCCAUGGACCAACAGAACCUGGACAAAACCUGCCCGUAAAAUAUCAUUUUGUCGAUCUUCCGUACAGAAUGUGCCCAAUUAUGGUGAGAUAUUUUGUAAAGUAGUAUGUAUAGUCGUCUUGUUUAAUGCAAAGCUGGAGAAAACAUCUGAUCGUUUGAUGUUGCGCGACACCAUCUUCUCGUUCCCAGGAUGAUCAUAUUUGGCGGGAAAACUUCAGCAUAUCAGGCGUUUUGUGUCACAGUCCGUUGAAAGAGAGCUGUAUACAAUGUAGAUUGUUCGCUUUUUAUAUAUGAUUAUUCUUGUCAAGAAACACUUCUGAGAAUUCAGUAUGAACGCCUGACAACAUAAAUGUGACAUUAUGUGUAGUAUUAACAAUACUUUGUGUUAUUGUUAUUGUAGGUAAAAAUGUUUAUGUAAAACAGUCAAAUAGCUCCUGUGACAAACCGUGCAGAAUAGAUUAAGUCAAACCUAACAACAAUUAUACAGAAUAGACAAUUUCAUGGUAGGCAUAUUGUUCUCACUGUCUAAUUAUAAUGUACAUUUUGUCACUCGCAAUUACCCUUUAAAGAUUUAUGUGUUCAAAAAAAUCUAUGAAACAUUUAAAGAAACAGCUUGUUCAUCAACUAUAAAAUGUAGUUGUAUUCUAAAAAAAUACCUGCCAUUCGUAAAUAUAAAAUUUAACUUUAUAUGUUAAGAAAACAAUGUAUUUGUGCCCGAUAUUGCGAAAUUAUAUAAAGUGGUUCUGUAUUCCUGGGCAAAAAAUUCCUGUUUUGUACAUCUGACCUAUAAGAGGGACAUUGACAAAUGUAAUGGAUACUACGUACAUGUAGCAUGUAUCAAACCCGUGGUCCAGCUUGUAACAAUUUUUAAAUAUGUAACAU
This is a messenger RNA of Branchiostoma belcheri (Belcher's lancelet), 1748 nucleotides long. RefSeq names its product neuroglobin-like. Lineage: Eukaryota; Metazoa; Chordata; Leptocardii; Amphioxiformes; Branchiostomatidae. Gene Ontology annotation, molecular function: oxygen binding; heme binding. The coding region runs from base 334 to 906 and encodes 190 amino acids. The transcript has 4 exons. The record is from RefSeq and is a predicted model, not a curated record.